CAGAUCUCCUAGUUUCUAUAGAUUUCUGUUCUGUUGUUGUUCGUUGUAUUUUUUUUGAAUAUUUGCGGUUGUAGGUCGCGGUCAGUCGCGGUGGUCUCUACUACUCGUACAGUGGUGCAGUGGUGGUGGUGCUGACCAGUAGUGCUGACUGGCUGGCCUAGCUGGCUGACUCGAGGGUACGGCAGCGGUGACCUUCCAAUGACAUUGACCCAUGCAUCCAUCAAAACCAAUCAAAACAAACCAGUUUCACCAGUUUUCAACGGCCAACUUCGGGUCGGUCGAUUGUUUGUUUGUUUUAUUCGAAACAGGUGGACCAACGAUACGACGCAGAAAGUGACCAGAUCCAGAUCUUGUUUUUUUUGGUGUGUGUGUGUGCGUAUGUGAUGUAAACAGCUGAUGCUGUUUGGGGGUUGUGUGGUAUUAGUAGUAGUGGUGGUAGUGGUAGUGGUGGCACUCAGUAGCACUACAUUUGUAAUUGUCAAAAAUGUCUUGUUGGAUAUAUUCGGAUGAAAAUUAACAUUAGAGUGAUGAUGAGCGAUCAGUCUUAUUAGAUUCGUGGGAUCUGGUUGUUUUUUGGUAGAUUGCUUCUUCCACUUUCUUCUACUUCUUCGCUGCUCUCCAAUAGUGAAGGGGGGUGGGGGCCCUUUUGGUGGUUUUCGUAUCGGAGUUGGCUGUGCGCGUACUAGAAUGGACAAAGAAAUGUGCAACAUAAGCAAAAGGUUGGUUGACGAAGAAGAGGUCGUUGAGGUGGAGGAGGAGGAGGAGGAAGACGAUCAAAGCGAGCGCGAGUUGAGCAACAGAAUUUUCAGUGUGGAUAGUGCUGAGGAGGAAGAGAUGGACGAAAAGGAGAAGAUGUUGAACAUUGCGAACCUGGAUGAGCCCAUAGGUGGUGGUGGCGGUGGCGGCUGGGCAAAUGACGAUUGCGACGAAGACCUGGACAACGUGAAUUUCUUCCAUCGAGUUAACAGUGAUCAGAUCAUCUACCAGACCAAGAAGAGGAAACUCAAGCUCAUCGGCAAAUACGUGAUGGGGGAUCUGCUCGGCGAGGGCUCAUACGGCAAGGUGAAAGAGAUGCUGGACACGGUGACGCUCUGUCGACGAGCCGUCAAAAUUCUGAAGCAGAGACGCCUGAGGAGGAUACCCAAUGGCGAGCAGAACGUGCAAAGUGAAAUUAAGCUACUGAAGAAGCUCAAGCAUAAGAAUGUCAUAAGUCUAGUCGACGUGUUGUACAAUGAGGAGAAGCAGAAGAUGUAUCUGAUCAUGGAGUUUUGCGUGGGCAGUCUGCAGGGCAUGUUAGAGUCUACGCCCAAAAAGAAGUUUCCCCUGUUCCAGGCACACAACUACUUUACGCAGCUGAUUGACGGACUGGAGUAUCUGCACAGCAUGAGAGUGAUACACAAGGACCUGAAACCGGGCAAUCUGCUGCUCACUCUCGAAGGGGACUUGAAAAUCUCUGAUCUGGGUGUCGCGGAGACGAUAGAUUUGUUCGCCGAGGAUGAUACGUGCCACAACGGGCAGGGUUCGCCUGCCUUUCAGCCGCCGGAAAUCGCGAACGGUCUCGAAUCGUUUCCGGGCUUCAAGGUGGACAUCUGGAGUGCCGGGGUCACGCUGUACAACCUGACGACAGGCCUGUAUCCGUUCGAGGGGGAUAACAUCUACAGGCUGUACGAGAACAUCGGCAAGGGGGAAUUCACGAUACCAGAGGACAUCGAGAAUCCUCUCAGGGAUCUGCUGCUCGGUAUGUUGCGCAAAGAACCCGAAGAGCGCUUGAAUCUGCAGGAGAUUAGGCAGCAUCCAUGGUUCGGUCGGAAACCGCCGAGGAAUUCGUACGAAGUUGCGGUGCCGCCGAUGGCAGGUGAUCAGCUGCACAACAUGACCGUCCUGCCGUACCUGCGGGACCACUUUUACGACGACGACUACGAGGACGUAGAGGAUGGCGACUAUUCGACGACAGCGGGCAAUGCGGCGGCGACGAGGACGGCCGAUACAGUUGCGGGUGCCGAACACGAUGAGUACGACGAGGACGACGACGGGGUCCGAUAUUACACCGAGAGGGAUCUGAACGAAGAGCGCAGGAAAAUCGACGAGGAGCACAAGAACGGGGGUUCCGCACAAAUGAACAAUUACCAUCAUCAACACCAGCACUGCACAAAGCGAAGGUGGAAGAAACCGAUCUCGUGCAUUACCGUGAAAAGAUUGCCCGGCUGCAAGCAGUCGUGACAUUCCUUCUCUUCCUCCUCCUCCACCACCUCCAUCAUCAUCAUCGUUUCCAUCUCAACCAUACCUGUAAUCGAACGUCGCCGCUGCUGCUGUCUGCGAACGAUUAUUAAUUGAGUGGUAGCCGUGGCAGAAGCUGUAGUCGUUGCACGAUGAUCACUAUUCGCAGCAUUUCAUCCUCUUCUUUUACAAAAUAAUAAUAAUGAUGGUAAUGAAUGACGAUGGUUUUGUUGUUGUUGAUGGACAGAAAUUAUUUUUGUAAACAAAAGAAGAAAGAAAGAGAAAUGAAUGUAAUUAAUAAGGAAGGAAUGAAGGAAGGAUUGAGAUGUUUGUUUGAUCGAAUGCAAAGGAAGCAAAGAAUUGUUUAUUUUAUUUUAAAUUUUU
Nicrophorus vespilloides is the source of this 2601-nucleotide messenger RNA. RefSeq names its product serine/threonine-protein kinase STK11. The transcript has 6 exons. Gene Ontology annotation, molecular function: protein kinase activator activity; ATP binding; protein serine/threonine kinase activity. The record is from RefSeq and is a predicted model, not a curated record. Gene Ontology annotation, cellular component: nucleus; cytoplasm. NCBI's taxonomy places the organism in Eukaryota, Metazoa, Arthropoda, Insecta, Coleoptera, Silphidae. Gene Ontology annotation, biological process: regulation of cell growth; establishment of cell polarity; glucose homeostasis. Bases 688 to 2220 code for a protein of 510 amino acids.